Molecule: messenger RNA, 2007 nt
Organism: Osmia lignaria (orchard mason bee)
Lineage: Eukaryota; Metazoa; Arthropoda; Insecta; Hymenoptera; Megachilidae
Product: heparan-alpha-glucosaminide N-acetyltransferase
Source: RefSeq, a predicted model, not a curated record
UUCAAAGCUCGCGCGAUAGCGUAAUUCCGAUUUCUCGGAGGCUGUCCGCUUAGUGGACAGGUAAAAAAAUUCCUGUUGAAUGCCAGGUGAAAUGUCAGUCGAUGCACCCACGUGAUUCCGCGUUGACUCGGUUAGCCGGCUGUUCUCGUGUACGCGAUACUAAAAAGCUGUUCGUGCCACUUGACGCAUUCGUAUCUGUCGGUCGCGGUGUCGAUUAAACGGUGCCGAACAAUAUUUGAUCCCGCGCGAUCAAGCAAACACCGUUAGAUCGUGAUCGUCGACGAAACGUUCACGUGGUCAUCGCGAAAAGUCGUCCGAGAGUUCGAGGAACGCGAAACACUAGCAGAGACGAUGGACGAGUGGUUCUGCGAUCGCGAGACCCUCAAGUACGAUGAAGCUUGUAUCAAUCUACGAACCGACCACGAAGAUUCCAACGUCUGGCUCUAUUUGCUCUCGACCGAUUGCGCCCUGUGUCCGUAUACCAGAAUCAAGCAAAUUAUAGCGAAUUCUACCUCCAGUGUAAUAAUCGAUACAGUCAGACCUACAACGUUUAGGAUAUUCGAUGCCGUAGAUCCUGAUGAAUUCGUAACUGCUAAAAAUACGAGUAACGUGAUCUGUGAGUUAACACCGAAUUUGGGACAAUUCGGUAUAUACGAGUUGACGGUCCAAAAUCGAAGUUGCGAUAUAAAGGUUUUGAACGAACCAACUUCUCCUUAUACAGAAUUUUUCGUUAUUUUGGGAGUUCUGGUGCUCUUUCUGUUUGGCCUGUCCGGUUUGAAGUCACUAUGGCACGCUUGCAGAAAGAAAUGUACGCGACGUCAGGUGGACGAUACUGCGAUGAGGCAACCUGUGAAACGUCGAGUGAAAGCAAUCGACACUGUUCGGGGGGCUAGCACUCUAUUAAUGAUAUUCGUUAACGAUGGAUCCGGUGGUUAUAGAACUUUGGGCCAUGCCACUUGGAAUGGCUUACUCUUAGGGGAUUUAGUGUUCCCUUGUUUUAUAUGGAUCAUGGGGGUAUGCAUCCCCAUAGCGUUGGGCAGUCAGUUAAAGCGAAUGGUGCCGAAACAUGUCAUACUAUACGGUAUCGUUAAGAGAAGUAUUCUCCUGUUCUUAAUCGGAGUAUCCCUAAACACGGUGAGCAUCGGUCCUCAGCUAGAAAACAUCCGGAUAUUCGGUGUUCUUCAACGUUUCGGUGUAACUUACUUUAUGGUUUCUCUGACAUACCUUUUCUUGAUGCUCAAAAGACCAACAAAGUCUCCGAUGUUACGAGAUGUGCAAGAUUUUUUCCUCUUACUACCUCAGUGCUGUGUGAUGGCAGUCAUCGUGGCUGUUCAUUGCAUCGUCACAUUUUGCUUACCUGUUCCUGGCUGUCCCACUGGAUAUCUGGGUCCUGGUGGUCUUCACGAUGAUGCAAAAUAUUUUGACUGCGUUGGAGGAGCAGCCGGUUAUAUCGAUAGAUUGGUACUCAAGGAACAACAUUUGCAUCAUUCGAUGACUGUUUAUCAGUCGGGACCAUUUGAUCCAGAAGGGAUUUUGGGUUGUCUUACAUCGACGUUCCACGUUUUCCUCGGUCUACAUGCUGGCAUAAUUAUGAUGUCUUACAAAGACUGGAAAGAACGUGUUGUGAGAUGGUUGGCGUGGGCUGCGCUUUUCGGCUGCAUCGGAUGCGCUCUCCACUUCACCAACGUGAUUCCCGUCAAUAAAAAGUUAUGGUCGCUGUCGUUCGUGUUCGUAACGACAUCCUUCGCUCUCGCUUUCCUCUCCGCCUGUUAUUUGCUCGUGGACGUGCUUAAGGUGUGGAAAGGAGGCCCUUUCCGAAUCCCUGGUAUGAACGGUUUGUUGCUGUAUGUUGGCCACAUGACAUGUUAUCAAAAUUUCCCUUUCCAUUGGAGCAUCGGAAGCAUGAACAGUCGAGGUCUACGUUUAUGCGAGGCGAUUUGGGGAGUUGCAUUGUGGACUAUCAUUGCAUACAUUAUGCACAAGAAGCGAACUUACAUCAGCCUUUGA